This is a messenger RNA of Otolemur garnettii (small-eared galago), 3842 nucleotides long. RefSeq names its product peroxisomal biogenesis factor 26 (gene PEX26). The record is from RefSeq and is a predicted model, not a curated record. Bases 271 to 1185 code for a protein of 304 amino acids. Gene Ontology annotation, biological process: protein import into peroxisome matrix; protein import into peroxisome membrane. The transcript has 6 exons. Gene Ontology annotation, molecular function: protein-containing complex binding; ATPase binding. NCBI's taxonomy places the organism in Eukaryota, Metazoa, Chordata, Mammalia, Primates, Galagidae. Gene Ontology annotation, cellular component: peroxisomal membrane; peroxisome.
UCCAAAGAUGACGGCGCCCGGUGCUUGGUGCUCGCGGUGAGGGGCUCGGUUCACAAUGACUAGGGUGUAGCUAAAGUGGUUCCGGCAUGUGCUGUGGGCCAGAGAAGCUAGGGCCAGGUGUCCUUCUCCGGCAAUCGAGCUCGAUAAGGGUUUUGGGCGAGGAUAUGAGCGCUCUCCCUCUACUCCCGGGACAACUCGGCAUGUCCUAGAGCCUGUGGACUGGCGGUCUGGCUGGCGUGUGAAGAGACAGGUCCUGAGCCCCGACCCGCCAUGAAGAGCGACUCCUCGACGUCUGCAGCUCCCCUCAGAGGGAUCGGGGGGCCCCUUCGCAGCAGCGAGCCGGUGCGCGCCGCCCCGACCCGGGCGCCCGCGGUGGACCUGCUGGAGGAGGCGGCCGACUUCUUGGUGGUGCACCGGGACUUCGGCGCGGCGCUGCAGACCUGCGAACGCGCCUGGCAGGGCCUGGCCGCUGACUGUCCGGCCGAGCAGCCCCCGGGCGUUUCCUUGGAGGUGAAGUGCUCCUUGUGUGUUGUGGGGAUCCAGGCCCUAGCAGAAAUGAAUCGAUGGCGAGAAGUCCUUUCCUGGGUCCUUCAAUAUUACCAGGUCCCUGAAAAGCUACCCCCCAAAGUCCUGGAGCUGUGUGUUCUUUUAUAUAGCAAAAUGCAAGAGCCUGGAGCUGUGCUGGAUGUGGUCAGUGCCUGGCUCCAAGACCCAGACAACCAGGACCUUCCAGAAUAUGAAGCCUUGGCAGAACUUCACCUACAACGGGUACUGCUGCCUCUAGGACACUUUUCAGAGGCUGAGGAGCUCGUGGUGGGCUCUGUAGCCUUUGGUGAGGAGAAGCAGCUGGACAUGCUCCAGGCCAUUCACACAGCAAGGCAACAUCAGAAACAAGAACACUCAGGCUCUGAGGAGGCCCAGGAGGUAAACCAGGAAGGUGUCACUCACAAGUUUGUGUCACUACCGAUGUUGGUUCACCAGCUUUGGGACUCUGCAGUGAGCCAUUUCUUUUCUCUGCCCUUCAAAAAGAGCCUCCUGGCCGCCUUGAUCCUGUGUCUCUUGGUGGUGAGGUUUGAUCCAGCAUCUCCUUCCUCCUGGCCCUUCCUCUACAAGCUGGCUCAGCUCUUCCACUGGAUCCGGAAGGCCAUGUCUUCUCACCUCUACCAUCUCCGCAUCCGGGACUGAGCAGUCUCCACACAGCUGGACCUCUCCUCCCUCCACGCCUGCUACAGCAGAAACAAACCAGGGUGCCCAUCCUGCAGGAAUGGGGCCAGUCUGAUUCCAGAAGGAGCCCAUCUUGUCAGAUGUGCUGUGUCUUGCUGCCCAGUCAUCCUCCCCUUGGCACCCCACUUUGGCUUGCCUUGGUCCAUAAUGUGGCAUCCAGAACAGUAUCCUCUCAUGCCCAGGGGCCCCUCACAAAGGAGUUUUGGAGCAGGGACUGUGUCCCUGAAACAUUCCAUCUUGGUAAAGGCAAGAGAGUAUUCCAGUCAGGGUGUUAUGGAGCUAAAGUUCAGAGAAAGUAUAAUAGAGUGACCCUUGUCCUACCAUAAGCUUGAAGACUUACCUCUUAGAAGGGUACCAGAGGGCCGUACCUUAAUUAGCUAGCAUGAGAUCUGAAGGGCCUCUGUCUGGUCUCCCAUCCUCCUCUACAGGGCUGGCCUAAUCAUGUAUCAGCAUACUGUUCCCAUGGUCCUGCAGUGGGCUUGCAGCUGCAGAUCUCUCACUGUCCAGACUAGGCAUGGCUUUCAGAACCACCUGGGUAGCUAUUGAAAACAAAGUAAGCCUGCUCAGCUGUUAUCAUGGGGUAAAGUGAUCUUGCUUGGUGCCGCUUGGUCUUCAGCUCAAUUUUCCAUGUUAUAAGCAGCCAUGCCCUGCUUUGUUACACUCAGCAUCUCUGCCUACUCUGCCUCCUGUCCUACAGACUUGUUUCAUGGCUGUUUUACCAGGUUCUGCCUAUAUCCUUGGUGCAUAAUAGUGCAGGUCCCCUCCCCCAUGUCCUGUUGUCCUAGUUAUGUUCUAUUGUUUGUAUAAUGCCAAUUUUUUUCUGCUAGUGUGGCCUUGGAAAGUAGGCCAGCUCAGAGGCUGCUGAGCUGAAAAUGGAACUGAGUAAUCAGGUGAACUGGAAGGGCUGGGGGCGGAGAGUAGAGGGGAGAUAGUGAAUAGUGAAACCUUAGGGAGGCAUUGGGACCUUAGCAUUUGAGGAUUUGAAAUGCUUCUGUGUUUUUUUCCCAGUACCUACAAGAAUCUUACAUGUUUCUGUGCAAGUAAAUGUCAAACCCCACUGAGCUGCCAGGAUUGUGAAAGGCUUCCAGCAGGGGCCAGACACUCUGCAGCCAAAGGCCAGGCAGGCCAUCUUGUGCUGGGACCUCAGUCGGUGUUGAUGCCAAGAAUGUGGGAGAUAUUUGCUUGCUCUUCAUUGGUUGACUUUCAGGGGUUGCUAGCCAACAACUUCUUUUUCAAGAAAUGAAUAAAGUACAUAAACUUCACAGACCCUUAGAAUUAAAUCCCUAGGGCAUGGUCCAACUCUGUAGGAAACAAGUCUGUGCUUUCUGGUAUCAGCCUUUAAAUAGAGCUUAGAACCUUGGAGAAAAAAGGAGUCAGAUUGAUUUGAAGCUCCUAUGGAAUGAUUUCUUAAAAUGAAAACCUGGCCCCGUUUACUGUUCAUACUGGGUGUGGCUUUCUGAGGCCCACAGAAUAAAAUCCAGAUGCUCUUCAUGGAAUUAAAGGCCUUCAUGUACUGGCUUUGGCUCACAUGUCCACUUUGACCUGAGGCCUCUGCUACUUGUGCACGCUGCCUUCCAGCUGCCUGCCAGUCACAGCUACCUGCUCCCUCAGACCCUGCACUGUAGUUCACGCUGUUCCUACCAAAGGCACCUGCUCUCUGCCUGUUGAGCUCCUCCACCUUCCAGACUUAACUGAGGAGUCAUUUCCAACCCAUCCAGGCCACUAUUUUAUACACCUUCUUUGGUAGUGACCUCAUGGGUUUAUGAUUUUGUGAACUUCAUCGUUGCUUCCAAUAACAAUGAGCUCUUAGAAAUUGGGGAGUGUGGCUUAUUGCAGUAUAUAAGUCCCUGCUCUGCCACAUGUGUGACUAUCGGAGAGUGGUUUAGCUUUUUCAGCCUCAGGGUCCUCAUCUGUAAGUUCUUGUCUCAUAGGCAUUUGUAGGUGAGUAACUGAGAUGGUGCUUAUGAAAUGUUCCAAGUAAGAGCUUUUGUGAUUGGUCGUGUCCUCAAUGCCAGCUGAGUGCCUAAGAGGUAGAAAGUGCUCAGAGGUGUUGAAGGGAGUGGAUUGAUACAGCCGACAUGUCAAGACAUCUGUGUACUUUAGUUGAGUUGUGGGGUUUCGUGUUGGGAAACCCUGAAUAUGAAGAAGACCUGAUAAUGCCCAACUCACUUUUCUGCUCUCUCCUGAAGUUCUCCAGUAUUGUUUUGCUUAUAGGCCCUCAAAUUGUCUGUUUUAUUUUUAUCCUGAACUCUGCAGUGCUGUCGGAUAACCAGCCGCAACUACUUGCCCAGUCAGGCAAAGAACUCAGAUCCCAAACUGCCUCUGUAACUAAUUGACCUUUCCAAAGGGUGUAGUGCUGCUGGUGCUCAAAUCAGUAUUCAGCCCUGGGCUUCAAAAGGUCAGAAGUAAAGAGAAGGCUUUUCUGUUAGACUCAUACCUGCAUCGUCCAGUAUGGUAAUCAUUCAUCAAGUGUGGCUUUUGAGCAUCACUUUACAAAUUAAGAUGUUCUGAAAAUGUAAAGUACAUACUUGGAAGUCUUAGUACUAAAAAAAAAAAAAGAAACUCAGCAAUUUUUAUAUUGAUCGUAUGUUGAAAUGAUGAUAUUUUGCAUAUACUGG